UUUUCCCAUAUUUCUUGGAAACCUAUUAUGCAAGUGAUGGUCAAAGAUUAUCUUUCAACAUCUGAGCAUUUUGUUAUUGCCUUUGUAAUCUAUAACCCAGUGGUGACUAUAAAAAGUCAAAUUUGGAGUUGAUACCUUUAAGAAUGCACACUACAUAAAAGCUCUGCAGAGUUUCUGGAGUCCUCACUUUCAGAGUAGCACUUGUUUAUUUAUGCAACUUUUUCUUUAAAGAGUAUUUUUUACUUUCACAAUAGAUGAAGAAGUGAUUUAAAAGACAGAAUUCCAAGAGUAUGCAGGAUUAUGAUGAAGUCACAGCAUUUCUUGGUCACUGGGGACAUUUCCAGCAAAGUGUUUUCUUCCUACUUUGUGCCAGCGUGUUGCCAAAUGGAUUUGGUUCUUUUUCCCUCAUCUUCCUGACUGACAUUCCCAGACACCACUGCCUGGUUCCCGAUAUUAACUUGACAGAAGACUGGCAUCAAGCUAUCAUUCCAAUGGAGAUGGUGAAUGGGAAGCUGGAGCUGAGCAGAUGUCGGAGAUACAGGCUGGAUGUGGUCAAAAAUCUUUCAGCUCAGGGAUAUAUUCCAGGUCAGGAUGUUAAUCUUACUAACCUGGAGCAAGAAGGGUGUGUUGAUGGGUGGAGCUAUAGCAAAGACAUCUAUAAAUCCACUAUAGUCUCUGAGUUUGACCUGGUGUGCAGUGAAGAGUGGAAGCAGCCGUUUACUUCCACAGUUUACUUCAUGGGAGUUUUAGUUGGAUCCUUUUUUUCAGGACAGCUGUCAGACAGAUUUGGAAGAAAGCCAGUUCUGUUUCUGACCAUGGCACUUCAGACUCUUUUCACUUUUGUUCAAAUCUUCUCAUCAUCUUGGACAGUGUUCUGCAUCCUCCUGUUCAUCAGUGGUUUGGGACAAAUCUCUAACUAUGUUUCUGCUUUUGUGCUCGGCACUGAAAUCUUCACUGGCAAUGUGCGGGUCCUUUUCUCAUCCAUGGGUGUAUGUCUUGCCUUUGCCUUUGGCUUUAUGAUGCUUCCUCUCUUUGCCUACUUUUUAAGGGACUGGACAUAUCUCCUGUUAGGUAUAUCUCUCCCUGGCCUUCUCUACCUUCCUCUUUGGUGGUUAAUCCCAGAGUCUCCUCGGUGGCUGCUUUCACAGGGAAGAGUGGAGGAAGCAGAGAACAUAGUGAAAUAUGCUGCCAAGAAGAACAAAGUAGAGGCUCCACAGGUCAUCUUUGAUGAUUACGAUUCACCAGCAGAUAAGACUCAGGCUAAUGAACAUCACAGUAUCUUCAGCCUGCUAAGGACUGCAAACAUCAGAAACACAUCAAUCAUUCUCUGCCUUGUGUGGUUCACUCUAAGUACUGGCUACUUUGGCUUAUCCCUAAAUACAUCUCGACUCCAUGCCGAUCCAUUUAUCAGCUGUUUCAUCUCAGCAGCCGUGGAGGUUCCAGCAUACAUUACCAGCUGGCUGGCUUUGCAAUACCUUCCACGACGACUCGCUGUCGUAAGCAUCUUGCUCCUUGGAGGAGCAUCACUGUAUUUCAUUCAACUUGUGCCUCAUGGUCUAUCAUAUCUGUCUAUUACUCUAGAGAUGGUGGGCAAAUUUGGUAUUACCACCGGUACUGCCCUGAUGUUUGUAUAUACAGCAGAACUGUUCCCAACAGUACUCAGGAAUACUGCAACAGGAAUGUGUACUACUGUAUCCAGAGUGGGAAGCUGUAUUGCACCAUUUUUGUUAAAGCUGAGUCAGUACUUUAAAUAUCUGCCUUAUAUUACACUGGGGACUCUUGCUGUUGUGUCUGCCUUCGCUACUGUGUUCCUACCAGAGAGUUUCGGACGGCCUUUGCCUCAAACUAUUGAACAGAUGCAUAAAAGAGAAAGAAUGAAAUGUCCCUUCAUUACUAGAAAAGGACAAUCAAAACAAGUGAAGAUUUUUGAAAGUCGACUAUGAUUGUUUCCAACACCGAUGACUCACGAAUAUAUUGUUUUUACUUCCUGUGUCUCACUGCUAUGUUUUUGCUGUUCUUUGCAUUGGAGUCAGUAAUAACAUGGUAAUAAAGUUGAAGAAAACGAAGUAAUUACACAACUUGAAUCCAGACGAUGUUGUUUUAACAGUGUGUAUGACUGAAGGUAAACUUAAUGUAACCAAUAUUUUUGGAGCAGCAGCUUGAAUGUCCUUGUUGGUUAGCAGAACAGGCUGUCAGCAAUUUUGCUAUGUAAUUUGGUUAAUCUUGAAACAUAAAGCAUUAUUUUAUUACAUGUUUGCAUUUGUUUAAUAUGCAAUAUUUUCAAUAGGGUACGUUUGACAAACUCAUAAUUACUUUAUUACUUUAUGAACAAUUUUCUGUAACUGAAGUCAUAAUUUGUGAAGAAUUAGUGAAUUUGUUGUUGUGUGUAAAGAGUGAGUACUGAAAUAAUGAUUUAGUAAUGACAGAAAAUCUAUCUCUUCUACCUACCCUUUCUUCAUUUAUUAUGCUACAGCCACAAAAAACACAACUGUGAUUGGAAACUGCAGCAUGAACAAAGUUACUGCAACCAUGUGCAAUAAACUUCAUUUCACUUCAUUUAAAUGGUUGAUUUAACCCUUUCAUGCAUGAAUUAUAACAACCUCAAUCAGGUUUUUUUCUUAAAUAUUUAUAUUCAUCAUCAUGAAUGAAUGAAUAAUGAAACACGUCAUACAUCUAUAGUAACAUUAAACGUUCAGUGGGUGCCAGGGUAUGGAGUGACACAUCAGUGUCCAAUGUAGUGGUUUAUGUGCAAGUAUACCAUCAACACUGACACAAAUACAAGAAAACAGCCUUUGAAUAGCUGUCCACUGUAGUGACAACUAUGCAUGAAAGGGUUAAAGACCAGGAACCAUUCACAUUCAAUUGCCUUCAAAGCGACCUUGGUGCAUCAGGAUGGUGAAAUAACAAAAAUAAAACAG
Messenger RNA from Haplochromis burtoni (Burton's mouthbrooder), 2918 nucleotides. Its product is annotated as solute carrier family 22 member 5. The transcript has 11 exons. Bases 291 to 1943 code for a protein of 550 amino acids. Gene Ontology annotation, biological process: transmembrane transport. Gene Ontology annotation, molecular function: transmembrane transporter activity. Lineage: Eukaryota; Metazoa; Chordata; Actinopteri; Cichliformes; Cichlidae. The record is from RefSeq and is a predicted model, not a curated record. Gene Ontology annotation, cellular component: membrane.